AUGGGAGGAGCCGUGUGGCCGCUGGGCCUCCAGCUGUGCAUUGCUGCUGCGCUGCUCUUCGGCCCAGGGAGAGGGACAGAGCUCCCUGGCAGCCUGAGCUGCCUGAAUAACUACGUGACCACCGUGAUCUGCACGUGGGUGACAGAGGAGCCCGUGGGUGAUGGACCUUUCCACCUGCAUUUCACCAACCUCUGGUCAAGGGGCCACAAUGCCAGCUGCAACCUGAGGGCCACAGGGAGCGUGCAGAAUCAGUACCACUGCACAAUCCAUUUAGCCACCGAGAUCUUGGAAACAGACAGUUACAGAGUCUCUCUCCAAGGAAACUUCUUUGGACAUAAUCACACAUACACGGCCUUUGCAGAGUACAGCCCCUGCAAGCACAUAAAACUCGAUCCACCUUUGAACAUCCAGAGCAAUACUACUGCCAGCAAGUGCCAGAUAUGGUGGAGUGUGGGGAAUGUGCCUUGGUACCUCGCAGAAAUUCUCCAAUAUGAGUUGCAGUAUAAGGAGUACAGAAUGUCUUGGGAGGUUGCAUGGAACAAGACACUACCCAGUUCACUGCCACAGGCAGAAAUUGAAGCCACAGAGCUCCACAGUGGCAUUGCUUAUGCUGCAAGGCUUCGCUGCAAAAUUUCUGAAAAUGAGAAUUCAUACCACAGUCAGUGGAGUGAGUGGAGCCAGACAACAGUGUUUCAAAGAGCAGAUGUCCCAAAAAUCUCUGAAAAGAUUCUAAAUACCAAAACUAUGCAAUACUUAUUCAUUCCUCUGAGUUUUGCCACUCUACUCUAUUUAUUCUGGAACUGCAAGCUUUCCUCAAGGGCAAAAAACCUCGCCUGCUUUAACAUUCCCACACCAGCUGCUUUCUUUCAGCCACUCUAUCGUUUACACAACGGGAAUUUUAAGGACUGGGUUGGACAGAAUGAGGCUUGUAGUCAACUUGAAAGAGAAGAGGCCAGCAACUCAAGCAAAGUGAAUGCAGAUAGAAUUUCUGAUCUAAACAUCCAAGAAUUGAUUUCCCAAGCCUCAUUGAAACCUACAGGAAGCACAGAUAUGGUUACUGCAGAAGAAAACUUUGCAUUUGCCUCUGGUCCAAGUCAGCAGUAUGUCCCCAGCAGGUACAUAAGAGCAGAAGUGACAGAGUUGUGGCCGGGACUAUUGUUUGCACCAAACCAUGCUGGUGAUACCGUCGGCCUGAAAAUCUCUGAAAUAAUUAAAGACAACCUUGAGAGCCCUAGUGUUGGAAGGAAUUAUCCCUCUCACUCUCAGCAUGGAAAGGGUGACCCUCUUAGGCUUCAAGAAUCUUUGGGAGUAGCAGAUGUGUCCUUCAGCAGUAGUGACUAUUGUACUUUGUGUGACAAUGACACCACAGGCGGUUUGAUUUCUGCUGAACUACUGAAGCUUUCUAAUGGCAAUAGUCAUGUUAAACAGCAGAAGGAUCAGUGACUUUCCUUGAGCAACACUGCCGACAAAGUUCUUUGUGUUCUCCUAUCACCUCCCAACACUGUCCUCCCAAGCAAAAUGUAAAUGGUGUAAAUGUAAAUGGUGACUGUGCAGACAGUUUCAAACAUGUAUCAUGUUAAAAUGCAUCCUCAACUUCUGUACUUCAGAAGAAGAUUAUGACUAAGUCCCCUCUCUAGCAAAUGCUACCCCUACAGGCACGGCAAACCCUGACCCUGGUAACAUCUGUGGUCCCAGAGACACAAGAUUAUGCCCUUCCCUAAAUUAACCUGGCUGCAAGAUCCAGCAGCACUCCUGAGUAAGGAGGCAUCAGCAGACCUGCUGCUUUCCUCAGGAAGAACUAUCAGAACUCUUGGAAGCAGCAACAUUUGGGAUGUGAUGAACCAUGUUCUAAACUCCAUCAUUUUGUAAAAACUAUGCGUGACUUUUCAUAAAAUCAUGAGAAACUAUUUUUGCUUAUGAAAGUU
This is a messenger RNA of Oenanthe melanoleuca, 1925 nucleotides long. Its product is annotated as interleukin-9 receptor-like. Gene Ontology annotation, cellular component: external side of plasma membrane; membrane. The record is from RefSeq and is a predicted model, not a curated record. Gene Ontology annotation, molecular function: cytokine receptor activity; protein binding. The coding region runs from base 1 to 1443 and encodes 480 amino acids. NCBI's taxonomy places the organism in Eukaryota, Metazoa, Chordata, Aves, Passeriformes, Muscicapidae. The transcript has 8 exons. Gene Ontology annotation, biological process: cytokine-mediated signaling pathway; immunoglobulin mediated immune response.